Molecule: messenger RNA, 1425 nt
Organism: Thamnophis elegans (Western terrestrial garter snake)
Lineage: Eukaryota; Metazoa; Chordata; Lepidosauria; Squamata; Natricidae
Exons: 4
Coding region: 92-952 (286 amino acids)
Source: RefSeq, a predicted model, not a curated record
AUCAAACUUCCGAAGAAGUAAUUAGCAAAGUUAGAAUGGGUUGUAAGGAACAUUUGCAAACAGGGGGUCCUUUUUGGAUACUUUAGGCGCUAUGGGUAACAGCUGGCCUAGUGGAAAACCAAAUGUGCAUGAAAUACUUGUUAAUCACAGUAGCGAAAGAAAUGACGAGGUAGGGGACAUUCAAGAUAAUAGUUCUACUUUCUUACAAAAAGCCACCAAGAACGAUGUGCAGUUACCACCAAAGGGAACACAUCUGCCUGAUUCUCUUCUAAUAGAGGAUCAGAAAGUACAUUUGUCUAAUAUCCAUGCUACGUUGCAUGAAACCUUACCAAAUAUACUUAAAAACAGAAUAGAUGAUUUCCGCAUUCCCCACAAUCAGGAAGAUAAAUCUUUAAGUUAUACUGGCACAAGGGCUUUAAUGCAAAAUGUAUUUAAAACAGUCAAUCAUGUGCAUCAGGAGCAGUCUACUCAAUCUGAUAUCAAAGAUGAAAACAAUGUUGCCGAAACAGCCAUUCUGGACAAUCCAUUUUGCAUCCGUGCAAAUGAACACCAUCCUCCCCCAGGUAUUUGGCUUGAUAAUAGCAGUCCUGAUCUCCUCCUUGAUAUCCUGAAGCCAGAUAAUUCUAAUCAUAAAAAUAACGGCCAACAUGGAAUCGUCAGCGUCAAAGACCAGAGGAGUCAGGUGGAAAUAGUUUCUCCGCUUGACCAAUUGCUUCCAAGUCCAGAUGGAGCUAAAGAUGCAUCAGAAUUAAAAUCAGUGGCCAGCUCAAGAACCCAUCUCCAACCAGUAAAGCUCUUGUUUUGGAAACAAAUCAGUCUAAGGAACUAUACCAUUCAGGAGGAGACUUUUGCGACCAUAGCCUUGGAAAUGAAGGAAUCUUUCCAGGAUCUGUGGCAACAAGCACGUUACCCAGUGCUCUGCAGCCCUGUUCUUGCUACACAGAGAACUUGAGAAGGCACUUGAUAAUAGUCCAGAUAUGAAAUUUCUCUUAGAUGAUCUGCAGCCCAUCAGUAAUGACUUGGAAGCUCUAAAAAUACAACUUGAGCAAUUAGAGGCAUUUGAAUCAGGACUUACGGGGUUGCUGUCACCUUGCGAAAGAUAUGAAGUUGGCAGAAGACUUUCUGGAAUUACAAUCCAGAGAUGUUCCUGCAGAGCAGGAACUGAAGAUUAAAAGAAACUUACAAUUGCUUAGAGAGAGAAUUCUCUGUGGUCUGUGAAAUGUCUUCAAACCGAGCAAAGCAAAUAGUCUUUGCUGUAGACUCUGAAAUGGCCAAGCUUGCUGUAUUGCAUCAGGAACUUUUAGUCAGUCUUCAGGAGUUCACAGAUUGGAUUGUUGAAAAGAGUGAAACGAUGGAUAAUUUGACGAUGGCGGAUGUUGGUGAUGUGGAAGAUGUGAAGCAAAAGCUUCAGUUAGCCAAGGCAAG